Pogonomyrmex barbatus (red harvester ant) is the source of this 644-nucleotide messenger RNA. RefSeq lists its product as uncharacterized. Gene Ontology annotation, molecular function: odorant binding; olfactory receptor activity. Lineage: Eukaryota; Metazoa; Arthropoda; Insecta; Hymenoptera; Formicidae. Gene Ontology annotation, biological process: detection of chemical stimulus involved in sensory perception of smell; sensory perception of smell. The record is from RefSeq and is a predicted model, not a curated record. Gene Ontology annotation, cellular component: plasma membrane.
UUAUCUGUAAACAUAUCUCGAUCAUAUCAUUUACCAAUUUUAAUGGAAUAUUUUAUUGAUCAAGAAAAAUAUUUUUAUUUAAUUUUGUUACAUAUUAACAUAACACUAUAUAUCGGAAUAGUUGCAUUGUUAGCAAUAGGUUCAAUAUUUAUUACGUAUCUUCAGCAUACUUGUGGAAUGUUUAAAAUUGCUAGCUAUCGUAUCAAGCAUGCAAUGAAGAUUGACUUUUUACAAAAUAUUAAUUUAAAGAAUAAGAUUUUGAUAAUUAAAGGCAUAAUUUGCGCCGUAAUUAUUCAUCGGGAAGCUAUGAAGCUAUCCAAACAGUUGCUGUCCGUAUUUGAGAUAAUGUUUUUCUGUUUAAUAGUGGAUGGCGUAACUUGCUUGAGCUUAAAUUUAUUUCAAGUAAAUUUUCUUUUUUCGAAUAGUAUUUACAUAAUAAUAUAUCAGAACUGUUCUGAAAUUGCAUAUAUUUAUAAUAUUGCUCAGAAUAUUGUAAGAAUCGGCAAAAGCAAAAUGUCUGCGUUAUAAGUUUAUUUUCAAUAAUACUAAUAAUACUACGUUUUAAAUAUUUGUAAAUGACAAAAACCGCACUUUAAAUAACUGUAAAUAUCGAUAAUGUCGCAAAUAUAUAGAUAUUUAUGCUG